AUGACUCAUCCUGGUUUAUCCAUCAUCAAGUUACCAACUACAGAUCUUGUAUCAGGUAACAACUCGACAGAAAGUGCGGGAGAAAAAGUCGCUCAGCGUGUCGUGUUAUUUCCAAAACAAAGUAACUCAGGAAGCCAACUUAUUUGGCGUGGCGCUUGUUUGCAAAGUAUUUUGAGUGAUGUGCCAAGUCAAAAUACUCAGUCCAGUGUUGGACAGCUAGGUAACAACUUUGGAGAAACCUUACAAAGAAAGAUAGUCAACAUAAACCCGUUUGAAGAUAAACCUUUAUCUUUGUCAUUGACGUCGGUUUGGAAUCAAAAUCAACAAGAUGCUACUAGCGAUGGGAUUUGUCCCCUGAAUUCAAAAAACAAAAACUUGAAGAGACCUAGGAAUGAAUCCAAUCCUAAUAAUCCUGAGGGUAACAGUGAUUCAUCUGAAGAAAAAUCACCUACAAAAGUCCGAGCAACCAAACCUCGCAUUCGGUCACAAACGAAACGUUCAGGGCGGCGAAAUGCUCCAAAACCUGUACAACAACCCCUUCUUCUAACCUUGCGACCUUUUCAUUCACCUGGAAACUUAUUACUUCCUGCAUUUGAUCUAAUGUCUAAGUUUGAUGGUUUAGUUUCAUUUGAAAAUGACAAAUUAGUAACAAAUAAUACUUCGAGUAGUUUAUCAACUAUCAAUGAAGAAAAUAUUGAAAUAUCCAUUUAA
Schistosoma bovis is the source of this 711-nucleotide messenger RNA. The record is from the annotation of a GenBank genome assembly. NCBI's taxonomy places the organism in Eukaryota, Metazoa, Platyhelminthes, Trematoda, Strigeidida, Schistosomatidae.